ACUUCUAUUGUUUUUACUCGUGGUAAUAUCAAUAAGAAUGCUGUUAAAACAGUUGCCCCAGGCCGUGAAACAGCUGCGCUGCAUUUCCUCAGCCACGACAGCGGUUACCAGGCUGCAUCGCUCCGUCUACUGCCGCCUGUAUCCUACAGUGGUGGUCCAGCCGGACGGAUCCACCAUUAAUAUCCGCUAUCACGAGCCACGCAAAAUCAUCAAGUUGCCUUUGGAUUUGACCACUUUGUCGGACGCCGAGCGAAAGUCCCGCCUGGAGGCGCGUAAGCCGCGCAAGAAGGUCAGGAUUAUGGAGGAGGUGGACGACAACUUCAAUGCCAAAAAGUACAUGAAGUAUAUCAAGAAAAAGUAGUCUUUCUGCUUAAAUGUUACAACUAUAGAUAAUAAAACUUAUAAAUUUUGUUACAUAAGUCUGGCAGCUCACAUUGCGUUGCACGGAGCUGCCACAUCCGAAAUUAAAGGUCACAAAAGACUUGUUCCAUUA
This is a messenger RNA of Drosophila persimilis, 493 nucleotides long. RefSeq names its product 39S ribosomal protein L55, mitochondrial (gene mRpL55). The coding region runs from base 38 to 361 and encodes 107 amino acids. NCBI's taxonomy places the organism in Eukaryota, Metazoa, Arthropoda, Insecta, Diptera, Drosophilidae. Gene Ontology annotation, cellular component: mitochondrial large ribosomal subunit. The record is from RefSeq and is a predicted model, not a curated record. The transcript has 2 exons. Gene Ontology annotation, molecular function: structural constituent of ribosome. Gene Ontology annotation, biological process: translation.